Messenger RNA from Malania oleifera, 4124 nucleotides. Its product is annotated as probable serine/threonine protein kinase IRE. Gene Ontology annotation, biological process: peptidyl-serine phosphorylation; intracellular signal transduction. NCBI's taxonomy places the organism in Eukaryota, Viridiplantae, Streptophyta, Magnoliopsida, Santalales, Ximeniaceae. The transcript is spliced from 17 exons. The record is from RefSeq and is a predicted model, not a curated record. Gene Ontology annotation, molecular function: protein serine/threonine kinase activity; ATP binding. Bases 109 to 3645 code for a protein of 1178 amino acids.
GUGUCACCUUACCUCUCCCCAUUUUUGCGUGAAUACCUCUCUCUCUCUCUCUCUUUCUCUCUCUCUCUAACACCAGUCCACAAUCCAUGACGAGCCAUACCACCAUCAAUGCCGGAUCCUCCACCUCCACCCGCCAUUCCCGAACCACUUCAUCCUCAGAAUCCCAACCAUAGGCACCGUCUGCCGCCGGACGGCAAAGAUAGCUCGACGUCGUCGCCAGCUGCGUCGCUUAGCAAGCUCAGGAAGAUCCCUCCGAUCCCAUUCCAUAGAGGCCAACACAGAGACGGCGCCGCAGGGGCGAGGGAUAGUGAAGAUGAUGAGGAGGAGUUGCAUUCGUCUCCGAAUAUCGUGCCCUCCCUCGGCCUCAACCACAUUCGAACCAAAUCUGCUCCAUCGCCGUUGCGGUUGUCGUCUUUGGCUCAAUCACCUUCCAUCCCUUCAAAUGAUGGAAAAAUCGAUAAGCUUCACCAGCCACCAAGUUCCUUGGGGCAAGGGAAAACGAUCCAGCAGAAUCAAGCAAAAUCCUUGAAAUUUCCAUCAGCAAUCAAUUCACCGUUGAAGGACCAUCAUGCUGCCUUUGCCAAGGAAAUCCAAUCUCCACGUUUUCAGGCUAUACUACGCCUUACAAGCGGACGAAAGAAGAAAACCACCAAUAUUAAGAGCUUCUCCCAUGAACUCAACUCCAAAGGAGUACGACCAUAUCCAUUUUGGAGGCCUCGUGCAGUAGGGCAUAUGGAAGAGAUCAUGGUAGUUAUAAGAGCAAAGUUUAACAAAUUAAAGGACGAAGUGAACGGUGAUUUGGGUGUUUUUGCUGGAGAUUUGGUGGGUAUACUUGAAAAAUCUACAGAGUCUCAUCCUGAAUGGAAAGAGAGUUUGGAAGAUCUGUUACUUGUAGCCCGGAAGUGUGCAAUGAUGUCGCCUAAUGAGUUUUGGGUGAAAUGUGAAGGCAUUGUUCAGAAUCUAGAUGAUCAUCGUCAAGAACUACCCAUGGGAACCCCCAAACAAGCUCAUAUACGCCUUCUCUUUAUCCUUACUAGGUGCACCAGGCUUGUGCAGUUUCAGAAGGAGAGUGGUUAUGAAGAGGAUCGUGUUCUGGGACUUCACCAACUCAGUGAUCUUGGAGUCUAUCCAGAACAAAUUCUUAAUGCUCUGCAUCAAGACUUCAGUGGCCCAUUGGGUGGGCAUGAAGUGAAUGAGAAGCAUACUAAGAAGUCUCAUGGGCAAGCCCAAAGUGGCUUGAUUACAAAGACAGAGCAUCUGUAUCAAAAUUUAAGUUUUGGAGCUGAUGAUUUGGAGGCUGACAAUGCGAUCAGUGUUGAUUCACCCGCAAGCAGCUACAGGAUGUCGUCUUGGAAGAAACUUCCAUCUGCUGUUGAGAAAAACCAGAGGAAAGGCUUUGAUGCAUUUGAUUCCCCUUCCAAGGAUAGUUCAGACCAAUUGCAAGUUAAAGAUGGAACAGAAACUAAUAUUGAUGAUAAUGCUAAAGUGCAGAGAGUUUCUUGGGGACUCUGGCGGGAUCAACAGAAUGCAACAUAUGAAGAUUUGAUGAUCUGUCGUAUUUGUGAGGUUGAAAUACCAACUGUACAUGUUGAUGAUCACUCUCGAAUAUGCACAAUCGCUGAUAGAUGUGAUCUAAAAGCAUUAACUGUAGAUGAGAGGCUUGAAAGAGUUGUAGACACUCUUGGAAGAAUAUUGGAGUCAUGGAUGCCAAAAAGCACAAGUACUGUAGGUGGAACCCCUGAAGUUGCAAGAGUUUCUACAUCCAAUGUGCUUGAGGAGUUGGAGUCAUCAUUGCACAAGCAGAAUGGUUUGUCUUGCCGAUGCUCUGAAGACAUGCUUGAUUGUAUCCCUGAAACUGAUAAUGCUUUCAUUGAUGACCUGAAUGUCGUUCCAGAAUUAUCAUGCGAAGCACAUUCAGUUUUGACACCUAGGUUAGGUACAAAAUCCUCAUCUGCUGGGAGUUUAACCCCUCGAUCACCAUUACUAACACCACGAACUAGCCAGAUAGAAUUGCUGUUGAGUGGACGAAGGACAAUUUCAGAGCAUGAGAAUUUUCAGCAGAUACUCAAGCUAUUGAAUAUUGCUCGUUCUGUUGCCAAUGUAAAGAAGAAUGACUACAGUGCAUUGGAAUACAUGCUUGACCGCCUAGAAGAACUAAAAUAUGUUAUCCAGGAUAGAAAGGCGGAUGCCCUUGUUGUAGAGACAUUUGGGAGACGUAUAGAGAAACUAAUGCAGGAGAAAUAUGUACACCUUUGUGGUCAGAUAGAAGAUGUCAAAUUGGAUUCAUCAAAUAUCAUGGCUGAUGAAGAUAGUCUAGUGGAAGAUGAUACGGUUCGUAGUAAGCGGACAAGCCCUAUAAAGGGUUCUAAGGACCGAACAUCUAUAGAAGAUUUUGAAAUCAUAAAACCCAUUAGCAGAGGGGCAUUUGGGAGAGUUUUCCUUGCUAGAAAAAGUGCUACUGGUGACUUAUUUGCUAUAAAGGUUUUAAAGAAGGCAGAUAUGAUUCGUAAAAAUGCAGUUGAAAGUAUUCUGGCCGAGCGUAACAUUCUAAUAUCAGUUCGCAAUCCUUUUGUGGUUCGGUUUUUCUACUCCUUCACAUGCAGGGAAAAUCUGUAUCUAGUCAUGGAGUACCUAAAUGGAGGAGAUCUAUAUUCUUUGUUGAGAAAUCUAGGUUGCUUGGGUGAAGACAUGACCCGUGUAUAUGUUGCAGAACUUGUUCUUGCUUUGGAGUAUUUGCAUUCCUUGAAUGUCAUUCACAGGGACUUGAAGCCAGACAACUUAUUGAUUGGUCCUGAUGGUCACAUCAAGUUGACAGAUUUUGGGCUCUCCAAGGUUGGUCUGAUCAACAGCACAGAUGACUUGUCAGGCCCAUCAUUCAGCAGUACUGCUUUUAUCGGACAGGAACCAAAUACUGUAGUACAACAAUCAUUAAAGAGAGAGCAGCGCCAGAAGCAUGCUGUUGCUGGCACCCCUGAUUAUUUGGCUCCUGAGAUACUUCUUGGCAUGGGACAUGGUGCAACGGCUGAUUGGUGGUCUGUGGGUGUUAUUCUUUUCGAGCUGCUUGUGGGUAUUCCACCGUUCAAUGCAGAACAUCCACUGCAAAUUUUUGACAAUAUUAUGAAUAGAGACAUACCCUGGCCCAAGAUACCUGAGGAGAUGAGCAAUGAGGCAUAUGAUUUAAUCAACAAAUUGCUUAUUGAAAAUCCAGUUCAAAGGCUAGGGGCAACAGGGGCCAGAGAGGUGAAGCGACAUCCUUUUUUCAAAGAUAUUAAUUGGGAUACGCUUGCAAGGCAAAAGGCCAUGUUCAUACCAUCAGCAGAAGGUGAAGACGACACAAGUUAUUUUACAAGCCGGUAUAUAUGGAAUCCAGAAGAUGGACUUGUCUACGGAGAUAGUGACUUCGAUGAUAUGACAGAAACAUGCAGCAUUUCAUGCAGCAGCGGAUCAUUCAGUUAUCUACUCGAUGAAGAUGGUGAUGAAUGUGGUCAUUUGGCAGGCUUCAGUGCUGCUCCACCCCUUGACGUGAAGUACUCAUUUAGUAAUUUCUCAUUUAAGAACUUGUCCCAGCUGGCUUCUAUCAACUAUGACUUGGUUGUGAAAAGUUCAAAGGAAUCCCCAACAGCAUCUGAACCACCUGUCCAGUGAUGAUGAAGAUAGAUACUUGAGAAGAUGCACGCAUACUCUAUAUAAAUUUAAAGGCUUCCAUGACAAUUUUCUGCUCUGCGCAUUCCUUUCACAUUCCAGAAAACCAGUACUCCUGUGUGUGUAUGCCUUGGGAGAUGCUUCAUCUGAAAGGUUCAAGAAGGGGCUCUUCUGGUGUGACAUGUUUUCAUUUUUGGGACCAGCAGUAAAUUUUCUAAUUAAGAAGAUGGAUUGCCUGCUGGAUGCCGCCUGUUCAUUCCAAUCAUUCACGCUUAGAGUUGGGUUGUCGAAACUGGCAGCUCAAUCUCUGGUUUUCUAAUUACAUGCACAGAAUUCAUUACAUAAUGACUCUGGAGAGAGGUUUUUUUUUUUUUUCAGCCACUAGACUUCUUUUUUCCCCCUCACUUGUAUAUAAAUGCUCUAGCAGUGGAUGUAGCCUUGGUUACAAUUAGCAUAAUGUAGGAACUUGUAAAUUAAUUAGU